UUGCUGCCUGAACGCGGCCGGGCCAACUGCCUCUGGCCCAUCUUCUCACAUGGGCUUGCAGCUAACAUCGGCUUCCCGAUGCCCUAUAUUUUACUCGUAACCGCACUUUGCGACUCUAGACUCGACAUGCACAGGCACCCAAUCUUGUAACCAUGGCCGACGACAUCUCCAAUGCCCUGAGCGCCUUCCUCCUCUCUGGACAAGCACCGACUUUUGCUUGCGGCGGCACCAUCCCUGUGGCACUCGGAUCCAGCCGUGAUGAGCCGCACACGAGCCCUCCUGUGACAGUCAGAUGGGAUUGCAAGGAGGGGGCCAAUCGCAUCAGCUUCCCCUUGAACGACGAUGGUGGCUCACGGCUCUCGGAGUUGAUCGAGGACUGCGUGCCAGCGACUUUUGGCAAAGACAACGAGGACGUCCUUGACCCGGCGUAUCGCAGGGCCGCCGCCAUGGACGCUUCCCGGUUCGCCGUCGACUUGGACCCUUAUCGCCUCGGAAUCAUCGACCAGGUCCAGCGGGUUCUUGUGCCCCCGGCCUUUGACACGGAAGAGGUCAACCUGAAGCCUCAGGGCACCACGCGGAGUGUCUCUGCGGAGCUCUACAAGCUCAACGUAAGUGCGACAAAACGGCACGUUGCCCUACUAACUCAUGAUCGUGCUUGCCAUAUACAUAUUCUUUAUAGUCUACAAUCUCAUCCUUGUCCAGAUUUACGAGGCCCCAUCAGGCUUUUUCAAGAGCCAUGUCGACACCCACGCCACGAGACUCAGAUCGGCUCUCUUGUCGUCUGCGUUCCCUGCCACCACAAGGGCGGCAGCCUCGUCGUCCGCCACGCCGACAGGGAGGUCACGUUCGACUGGAGCGACAACACGACCGCCAUCAAGUGGGCGGCCUUCUACAGCGACUGCGAGCACGAGAUUAUGAACGUCACCGAGGGCUUCCGCGUGACCCUGACGUACAACCUCUACGUGCGAGACCAGCCGUCGGACCGGGGCGGCUUCAUGGAGCAGGGCCUCGCGCCGGUGGAGGUCCGGAGCUUGCCGCUGUACCAGGUCGUGCGCUCAGCUGCGGCAAAUCCAGAGUACAUGAAGACAGGCGGCACACUCGGAAUCUUCUGUGCCCACGCCUAUCCUGUUCAGGCACCGGUAGAGUUCAAUGAAGGGUUCCGGAGACAAGAUGGACACGAGGAUGCCGCGGCACCCCAGAUCCUCCCCAUCGUGCUCAAGGGGACAGAUCUGGCCGUCGUCUCCGUGUUCAGAGCCCUCGGCAUGCGCGUAGAGGUCAAGUCCAUACUUGACGGCGAGAAGCUCACGGAGAAGUAUUAUUACUGUGAUGGUUCCGGCGGCGAAGAAAAGCCCGAGGCAUGGUCUCACAAACACGGGGCGGACAAACUUGGCAGAGUGUGCGUCACGUCCGCGGGAGGGUGGGACGGCGCGAUGCCGACAGACAUGCUCGACGAGUACGGGUCGCCGCUCCAGGGAGUGACUUGGCUCACCCAGCGAAGCCACAACAACGUCGACUUUGUGCAUCUGACCUAUGGAAACGAGGUCGGCAUCAGCACGUGUUACACCGGCGCUGCGAUCCUUGUCAAGGUCCCGCCUUUCGAGGAGCGGCAGCUGGACAAUGUGCGAGAGUGACGGCUGGCACUGCCGGCCAACAUGGGGUAUGGCGACAAAGGGCGCACGUCAUGAUUGGGUCUUGGUAUCUCAGGGGUGGUGAUGCUUGGCCGCCAGCCAGUCUCGAUAGUCGCUCGUCCUAGGAACGGCGAAGAGGGGCGAAUAUGAUGAUAAUACGAGGUUCAGCAGAGCUGCGAAACUUUUAGCUGAUGAUGUUUUAUCUGCUGGGAGAAAACAACCAUGCUGCAAGGCUCUUGUUUGUAGCAAAGCCCUAGCCUGAAUUUAGCUAAGACCUCAGAUAUCAGAGAGCAGAAAACACGACAUAUCAACAAGCCGGCCUGAAGCAUCUUGAAG
This is a messenger RNA of Microdochium trichocladiopsis, 1964 nucleotides long. RefSeq lists its product as uncharacterized. The record is from RefSeq and is a predicted model, not a curated record. NCBI's taxonomy places the organism in Eukaryota, Fungi, Ascomycota, Sordariomycetes, Xylariales, Microdochiaceae. The coding region runs from base 153 to 1631 and encodes 492 amino acids. The transcript is spliced from 3 exons.